Ictidomys tridecemlineatus (thirteen-lined ground squirrel) is the source of this 5268-nucleotide messenger RNA. It is a transcript of the gene Ids, whose product is annotated as iduronate 2-sulfatase. Lineage: Eukaryota; Metazoa; Chordata; Mammalia; Rodentia; Sciuridae. Gene Ontology annotation, molecular function: iduronate-2-sulfatase activity. Gene Ontology annotation, cellular component: cytoplasm. The record is from RefSeq and is a predicted model, not a curated record.
CUCUGCCCUUGGCCCCGCCUACUGUGGCUGGGAUCACGGGAUCACUCGCUGGGAUCUCAGGGCCUCCCAGCUGCGCGGAGGGUGGGGCAGGGACGAGGCGCGCAGGCGCACUCGCACUGCGGCGGUAGCCGGGGCCUCUGGGCCCGCGGCGCCCCGCGCGUCGCGCUGUCUUUGCUGGUUCCCAACAAGGCACCUGUGGCGGCAGCGGCAGCAGUUCCGCCUUCCAGCUUCAGACUGUCAUUGCUACCCUGAGCUGCUACGCGGAAGCAGAAUGCUGCCGCCGUCUCCGCCGGGCUGGCGCCUGCUCAGGCUCGGCCUGGUCCUGGUCUCCAUCGGCACCGUCCUCGAAGCCUCAGUGCAGGCCAACUCUGCCACAGGUGCUUUGAAUGUCCUUCUCAUCAUCGUGGAUGACCUGCGCCCAUCCCUGGGCUGUUAUGGGGAUAAGCUAGUGAGGUCCCCGAAUAUCGACCAGCUGGCAUCCCACAGUCUCCUCUUCCAGAAUGCCUUUGCCCAGCAAGCAGUGUGCGCCCCGAGCCGCGUGUCCUUCCUCACUGGGAGGAGGCCUGACACCACGCGCCUGUAUGACUUCAACUCCUACUGGAGGGUGCACGCAGGAAACUUCUCCACCAUCCCCCAGUACUUCAAGGAGAAUGGCUACCUGACCAUGUCGGUUGGAAAAGUCUUUCACCCUGGUAUAUCUUCCAAUCAUAGUGAUGAUUCUCCAUAUAGCUGGUCUUUUCCACCUUAUCAUCCUUCCUCAGAGAAGUAUGAGAACACUAAGACAUGUAGGGGACAAGACGGAGAACUUCAUGCCAACCUGCUUUGUCCUGUGGAUAUAGUGGAUGUGCCCGAGGGCACCUUGCCUGACAAACAGAGCACUGAGCAAGCCAUACGAUUGUUGGAAAAGAUGAAAACAACUGGCAGUCCUUUCUUCCUGGCUGUUGGGUACCAUAAGCCACACAUCCCCUUCAGAUACCCCAAGGAAUUUCAGAAGUUGUACCCCUUGGAGAACAUCACCCUGGCUCCUGAUCCCCAGGUCCCUGAUGGCCUACCUCCUGUAGCCUACAACCCGUGGAUGGACAUCAGGCAGCGGGAAGAUGUCCAAGCCUUAAACAUCAGUAUACCCUAUGGCCCAAUUCCUGUGGACUUUCAGCGGAAAAUUCGCCAGAGCUAUUUUGCCUCUGUUUCCUAUUUGGAUACACAGGUUGGCCACCUUUUGAGUACUUUGGAUGAUCUUCAGCUGGCCAACAAUACGAUCAUUGUGUUUACCUCUGAUCAUGGGUGGGCCCUUGGUGAACAUGGAGAAUGGGCCAAAUACAGCAAUUUUGACGUCACUACUCGUGUGCCCCUGAUGUUCUACGUUCCUGGAAGGACAGCUUUGCUACCAAAGGCAGGAGAGAAGUUUUUCCCUUACCUUGAUCCUUUUGAUUCCACCACAGAGCUGAUAGAGCCAGGCAGGCAAACCACGGACCUUGUGGAACUUGUGUCUCUCUUCCCCACGCUGGCUGCACUUGCAGGACUACAGGUUCCGCCUCAUUGCCCUGUUCCUUCAUUUCAUGUUGAGCUAUGUAGAGAAGGCCAGAACCUUCUGAAGCAUUUUCAAUUCCAUGAUGUAGAAAAUGAUCCAUAUCUCCACAGUAACCCCCGUGAGUUGAUUGCUUAUAGCCAGUACCCCCGGCCUGCAGAUUCCCCUCAGUGGAAUUCUGACAAGCCAAGUUUAAAAGAUAUAAAGAUCAUGGGCUACUCCAUACGUACCAUAGACUAUAGGUAUACUAUAUGGGUUGGCUUCAAUCCUGAUGAAUUUAUGGCUAAUUUUUCUGAUAUCCAUGCAGGGGAACUGUAUUUUGUGGAUUCUGAUCCAUUAGAGGAUCACAAUAUAUAUAAUGACUCCCAACAUGGAGAACUUGCUCAAUCAUUGAUGCCUUGAGUUUUGCCACAAUGGAGGGCAAAUGUAACAUGCUCCUUUUGAGCUGGUGAGAGGAGGCAUUAGAGGUUGUUAUUUUGUCAUUACCCAUAAAAUUGGAAAGAACCAGAGUAUGAGGUAAUCAAAACAUGCAUCAAUCAUUUGGCCCAAGAGGAUGUGACAGCCAAUCCUUUUCAUUUAGUCUUUAUUAAUUUGUAAUUGUUAAUUAGGUUGGGGCUGGGCUGAGCCUUUUUCUCUUGUUUAAAAAGUCCAUAGUGUAGUCAUUUAAUAAGUACAAAAUGAACAAACCAAAAUUAUAUCAUACUUUUUUAUACCAAGGCCAUACUAACCAAAUAGUAACAUAUAUAUAAUCAAGAAAUAAUUAUUUGUGGAAUUUAGUACAUUUCAAAAAGUAACCAUGUAUCAAAUUAAGUUCUACUCUAAAUUCCUGAUUUUUAUACUUUAAUAACAUAUCUUAGGUUUACCAGUAUAUUAAAAAUAUAUUUAUUUUAAUAUCCAAUUCACAUUUCUUUCUCAAUUAUAAAGUUAAAUACUUAUUCUAGAAGCCAGUACCUUAAAGUCUAUUUUCAAUUUUCUAAGACCACAAGGUUUCAAAUUCCAAAGACAAAAUAUGCAUUAAGUUAUUAAUGUGUUAUUUUUAAAUCAAAUAAAAAACAAUGCUUAGUAGAUUAGAGAUGUAAAAUUCAUGGGAAAUUAAGUUAAAACUUUUGAGAUGUUUUCUCAGUCCAAUAAUAAUUUGUUACAGUGAAAAUAUUUAAACUACAUCCAUGGUUUGACUCGGACUCAUUUAAAUGUUCUUAUUUAGGUAUAAUUGAUUAUAGAUGUCCAUUUAUGUAGGUGGCAGGAAACAUUCUAUGUUUAAUAACUUAUUAAAGGAAACAGCAGUUUUCUUAAAUUUGUUAAAUUUUGUUAAAUUCUGAGUUAUUUUGAGGAUUGUAGAAACUUUUCAUUAGUAUAUAGUAAUUUUCAACUCCCCCCAGAAUAUAGUUCCAUAUUUCCUAAAUAAGAAAAUAACCAGAAAGGCAAGUAAUAGUUAAGCUUAGUCCAUAUUAUCUUGAAUAGAAUAUUUACAAGUUGUAUUUAUAACAUUAUGAGGCUGAUCAAAUAUCAGAAAUCAUCAAAACAACAUCUUUCUCAGUAAAUAUCUAAAAUAGUCUGUCUUGUAUCAAAAUGAGUAAUUUUAGUAAUUUUCUCUUUACAAAUGGCUCACUCAGUGUUUCAAGGUAAAUGUGAAAUAAAAUAUAGCAAAUUAGAUUAAGUUACUGUGGUGCAUUGAAUUGUGACCAAAAUGACAAGAUAUUAUAUUAAAAUUAUUGAAAUUUUAAAGGCAUUUUUAACUAAUUAGCUUAUGAUAGAAAUGUAUAUAACAUAGUGAUCUUCUAUGCAGUUGAGUGACUUAGGCAACAAUUUUUAUUUAAGGAGUAAAGGGUUCUAUUUAUCUCUCCCAAUUCCAGAAUUUCACUCUCCUUUGGAAGCUUCAGCUUUUGUAGAUGGUUUGCCUCAGCUUUUUCUUUCUCAUUAUUUGUCUUUUUUAUUGCUCUCUUCGUGUGUACUAACUUUUAUGAUAUAGUCUAGAAAUCCUCUUGACAUAUUUGCAGUGUAUUUAGCUCUAUCUCCUACUUUACAGUUAUCAUGAUAAGUUUUAAUUUAGGUUCUCAUUUCAUAUCCAUUUGUAGCUCCUGGUUGGCUACAAUAUGUAUGUUUCAUUUUUCUUACUGAUUUCCUGAAGCCCAGUUUUAGUAUAAAAAAUCUCCAAAUUCUCCUCUUGAUGAGUCCUAAGCUGAACUGUGCUGUCCACUUGGUAGCCACUAGGCAUAUGUGGCUAUUUAAAUAUAAUUUAAUUUAAAUGAAAUAAAAGUUAAAAAGAAGAUUCCCAGCCAUACCAUAUUUCAAGUGCUUGCUAACCACAGAUCUAGAGCAUUUCCAUCAUGGCUGAAGGUUCAGUUGAACAGAGCUGUCCUGGAUUAUCUCUAGAUUUGAGCUGGAUUGCUGGCUGUUGGUGAGUUACUCCUGCGAGAAAUUUCUUUAUCCUAAACUUUCCCACAAAGACUUGUCAGGAGGUGAGCAAAGUAUGUUUGGUUUAGGCGUAGAGUAAGUAGUGAGUUCACAGUGGUCUCUUCCUCUCCACUUCCAUCACCAUUGCCUCAGUCCUUCUCCCCUCUUUCCCAAGUAGUUUACCUCCCCUCCUCUUUCCUCCCCUUUUCCUAAAGGAAUCCAUGUGUCUUCCUAAAAUCCCUCUUGCCCCUGCCCUUUGAGAACACCGUCAGUGCCUACUAUGGGUCUAGACAGACCUCCGCUGAGCAGUCAGAGUCUUCCCUGGCUCCACGAUGCCCCUGCCCUUGGCUGACUUUCCCUUGCCAGUCCCUGCCUCCCCCUCCUAGCUGUGGCCCAUCCUCUCUUCACCUACCCACUCAUAGCCAUUUUUCACAGCCUGGCUCCUGUGCCCCUACCAAGAGGCUGAAGCUUUUGUGGAUCUCUAGUGUGUUUUGGGAUGAAAUGAACACCCCUGAAAGGUCUUCUGUUCACCUUACUUUAAAAAGUGUGUUUUUUUCUAAUUACAAAUUGAAGUGUUAAUUAUAAAAAAAAUUCAGAAAACAGAAAUGUAGUAAAAGGUGAAAAAAAGUAUGUUUUAUCUUAAAUAAUCACUUAAUAUCUUGUCUUUUUGGGGGUAUGAAUUUUUCACAUUGCUGUGAGUACACUAUGUUCUUAAUCAUGAAAUUUAUGUUCUUACUUUUCCACUAACUAGUAUGUGUGGUUAUUACAGAUUUUUGCAAAGAUACUUUGUAUUGCUGGUAAUAUAUUUUAUUGUGUAGUUUUAUUGUAAUUUAAUCUUCUUUCAAUUGUUGGAAACCUAGGUUAUAUACAGAUUUUCAGUAUUAUAAAUAAUGCUGUGAUGAUCAACUUAGUGAAUAAAGAAUUUCUAUGUAUUUCAAAUUAUUCCCUUAGGAGAGUCUCUCAGUGCCAAAUUGUCAAAAAACAAACCUAUGUUCUCCUUUCCUAACUCUUUCGCUACCUUAGGGUACUAAAGUUAAAAAUAGAGUCAGCAAGCAUGCAAAUAAAAAACAUACAGCAAAAAAGCACUAUUACAAUAAUAGGUGAAAGUGAAAGUGAUAUCCUGUUUUAUCUUUUAAUUCUUUAUUGGUGACACCUUUAUCAUUGUUCACUCUGUAUGAUUGUUCGACACUUGGCAUUUGCUGCUAUAUGAAUUUUCCUUUCAAUUUUAUUUAUCAAUUUUACUUUUUAAAGUAAGUGAAUAAAUCAAUAUUUUCCUGUGUGAUAUUUUUCCUAUUGAAUACGGAGACCCCUUCCCAAUCUGGAGUGAAUAAAUAGUCAUUUUUCCUUGA